This is a messenger RNA of Pieris brassicae (large cabbage white), 2235 nucleotides long. Its product is annotated as sodium-dependent serotonin transporter-like. Gene Ontology annotation, biological process: sodium ion transmembrane transport. Lineage: Eukaryota; Metazoa; Arthropoda; Insecta; Lepidoptera; Pieridae. Bases 78 to 1817 code for a protein of 579 amino acids. Gene Ontology annotation, cellular component: membrane. The transcript has 2 exons. The record is from RefSeq and is a predicted model, not a curated record.
UUUAAUAGGUAGGUCGACAGAUCGAGUUGGCUUCGAUCCUUUGAUAAUCAAAUUUAUUGAAAGUGAUAUUCUAAAAAAUGGAAAAUACCCAGAAAUAUAGAAGAUUGAAUAUCCUAAUUUUACUCUGCCAGUGUAUAGGCAUUAGUAACAUUUCAACCAUUCCAAAUGUGUCAUUUUCCGAAGGCGUUUUGGGUUGUAUAAUAUUCUUUACUUUGACUUACAUUUUUCUUGGAAUUCCACUUUUGUAUAUGGAAACUGUGAUUAGUCAGUUUACGAAUCGCGACUGUAUUGAUGUCUGGAAAAUUUAUCGAUGUACCUCACAUGUUGGUUAUAUUCUAAUUGUAUGGCAAGUCCUGAUUCUUUUGUACAAUCACACAGUCACAUCGUUUCUUAUGCACUAUUUAUUAAUCAGCUUCGAAAGCCCCGUACCAUUUUACACAUGUGGUCCGUGGAGCACCAGAAAAUGUAACAUUUUCUAUAGAAAUUAUACUGUGAACAAAAAUUGUAUUGGAAAACAGCACGGUGCACCGUAUUGCGAAGGUCUCUAUACGACGUAUCCCGAAUAUCAGUACUGGAGAUUUAACUUAGUCAAACUAAAUGAGAAAACUAGUAUAGCUUGGAAGAUAUGCUUGGCUUCGGGAGUACUUUGUAUUUUAAUAUAUCUCAGUUGCUUCAAGAGAGAACGAUCUUUGAAAUGGGCGACAUACUUUUUAGCAAUCUACCCAAUCGCUGCUUACUCGGUGGUACUAACUGGAUCGUUACUCCAAAAAGGAAUAGUAUUCAAAUUCACUGAGGCUUUAGACUUCGAUUUCAAUGAGUUUUCGAAGAAGUUUAGAUUAUCUAACAUAGUUCAACGCGUUGCUUACAAUUUAGGCAUCGGUUCUGGGGUGACCUUGAAUCUCUCUGCAAAUUCUCCCUUCCGCACUCCUUGCCUGUCCAACAGUGUUAUUUGCGUGCUGAUAUGCACACUAUUUUCAAUAUUAACCGUCAUUACAACGGCCCUGAUGACGUGUCCCUAUGCGUUCGUGUUUGAUGACAAACCAGAGACAAUAAUGAAAAUACGUAUGUCGUUUCUAUUUGAAAAAGUGCCAAGAAUGUUAUAUCAUUACGAGAAAAAGUCGUUUUACUUAAUUACUACCUAUAGCUGUUAUACAGCGCUCGGGUUGUGUACUGAUGUAAUGGUAUUCUAUAAUUUAUUGGACGUUGCGUCGAAAAGAAGUGACAAAAUUGCGAAAUACCCAGGACUAACAUGUUUUUGUGGCAACUUGUUGCUGUUUCUAAUAACAAUCCCAUUUUUUAAUUACUUCGGGAUAAACAUAUUUACUGUUAGCUUUAGAAGGCAUGUAAUAACUUUUACUAUAUUCAUAGCUAUGCUUGAAUGUAUCGUGUUUUUGACUUGGUACGGUGUGCAAAGAUUUUCAGAAGAUGUUCACUUUAUGUUGGGAGUACAGCCGCAAUUUUGUAUCAAAACCGCUUGGAUUCUGUCAAGUAUAUUAUUAGGAUACUCAUUCUGCACAGAGCUGGAUCACCAUUUGAGACUGUCCAGUCAAUUGAUUUAUGGGUCAUAUACCGUUUCGGUAAUAAUAGGACUAAUGAUACUAUCGUUUAUAGGAAAGAUUGUAUAUGCUGCAAUUACCAAACAAUUAAGUAAAUUAUUCCAGUUGGAUCCGACUUGGGGUCCAAAAACUGAAGUGUUGCAAAGAAGUCGGGCAAUGUUUUCAGUACAAGCAAUGACUAAAGAGUAUAUGUACAGACAGUACCAUUUGAAAGCGGGGAUCCUAUCACGCCAACGGAAAUCGAAUGCAUUUUGCCAAUAACUGAUAAAACUUGUCCGCGCUAGACCAAGAUGCGUGCCAAAAGCGAAUAGAUUAAUUGGAAUAUACAAAAAAAUACACAAUUAAAGCUCGAUUCUUAAAGCUUUAUGUCAAUGAUAAAAAUUUCAUACUAAUAACAUUCUAAUAAUUUGAAUUUAAUUCAGUCAAUAUAAUCCGUUUAACCUUGAGAUUUCACAGUAUAAGUUUUAAUGAACCCCAUGUAUGAUGGUGUUCCGAAACAUAAAUAGAUAAUCCGAAAUUCUGCUAUACAUAUGACUCAUAUAACCACUUAUGUUAUUAAAUUAAACUGGAAUUAGUUAUUACGUAAUUUACUAUUUAUGAGUCACCACCGAAAAUAUUGUAUAUUUAUUCAUAUAGACAUUCUAAAUAUGCAAACUUAUGUCCGUAUUUUGCCUUACUU